GCAGAUGAGAGGACGGAAGGACUCACCUGAGGGAGCUGCCACGCCUGUCUGUGUCUACACAGUACCCACGGUGAGUCCGGAAGUGGCAUCUCCGUAGUCAAGCCCGCAAAGUUCUUCUGUGAAAAUCAGCAUUCCAAGUCUGCCAUGAAUAUCCCAAAUCUGGCAAAUAACAUUCCAAGUCUGCAAUAAAUCAUUUUAAGUCCCCAAAAUAAUAUUCCAAAUCUACAACGGAACAUUCCUAACCUACAACAGCAUUCAGAGCCUAAGCAGAUUUCCUGGCCUACAACAGCAGUGAACACGUUCAAUGGCAUUCCAGGCUUACAGCAUAUUUCCAAGCCUAUAGCACCAUUCAAAGCAUACAGCAGUAUAGCAUUCCAAGCCUACAACAGAAUUCAAAGUCGACAACAGUAUUCUAAGCUUGGACCAGAUUAUCAUACCUAUAAUAAUAUUCUUCCAACAGUAUAUCCUAAAUCUGCAACAGAACAUUCCAAGUCUACAAUAAAUAUCCCAGAUGUGCAAAAUAACAUUAAAAGUCUGCAAUGAAUAUCCCAAAUGCGCAAAAUAACAUUCCAAACCUGCAAUAAAACACUGCAAAUCCCCAGUCUGCAACGUAUAAUAUUUGCAGUCUGCAACAAAUAAUAUUCCAAGUCUGCAACGGGAAAUUGCAAAUCUGCAAAGAAUCAGUCCAAACCUUCAACAGCCUUCAAAGCCAACAACAAAUUUCCAAGGAUUUUUUCGGGAACAUUUUAAAUUACAAUGGAAAUUUUCCAAGGGUUGUAAAUUGGUGUUACUCUAUAUGGAAGCAAUCUUCAAAGAAACUUGUUCAUGACUUUCAGUGGGCCAUCCAAGAUUACAGCACCAAUAUCUCAGGCAUGCGACCAAUGAGACCAAUUGGUCUCAUUGAUUGGACCAAUUCGGGACCAAUGAGCCAGAGCUCAAUCCCCCGCAAGCACAACUAGGUGAGUACAGCAGGGCAAUCCCAUCUCCAUGACAGAAAUAUUUUACUUUAGAAGAGGUAUAUUCAAAAUCUGAAAUGGAAGAUUUUUAAGUAUAUAGCGGACACAUUCUAAGCCAACAGCGAGAACAUUCCAACCCUACAGUAAGAACAUUCCAAGCCUGCAACGAGAACAUUCCGGUCCUACAAUGUGAACAUUUCAAGCCUACGACUGGCAUUUCGUAGCCAACAAAGCUAACUUUCAAAUCUACAACGGAAAUAUUCCAAACCCACUAAAUCUACAACACGAACAUUUCAAGUUUGAUGAAGUUUUCCCGGAUAAUCCAGAUAUAUUCUUAUCCCGCAGAGUUAAUAUGCCAAUUACAAAAUAGCAGUAGUAAUCUUUCAACGAUAUUCAUUUCUAAUCGGAUACAACAGUAAAAUUCCAGAUAGACAACAGAUGACCACAGGCCAGCAACAGAUGUGCGCAAGUACCAACAGGGAGAUCUGAGGAGAACCAUUCCUAGGAGACAUAUGGCUAGUCUCCUCCCUGUCAGUAAGCUGGACUCUGUUACUCUUACUCAUGUGUAGAGUGAGGCAUCAGAGCAGCAGUUGGACAUAACUCCGCAAGAGCCAGAGGAUCACCAUCUUAUUGCCAUCAAGAAGUUCAUAACUUCAUGAAAUAACUGAUUCUUCACUAUGAUAUUCAUUGCUUAAUUAUUAUUUUGCUGGACACACUUAGUGAAGCAGGCAUAUUAGUGGCAACCUGGAGAACUCUCCUCCAGUAAGUGAAAGCUCUCGUUUAGUGAAUGAAAGAUCUUCUCCAGCAAGUUUCUUUUGCGACGACUUUUGCUCUGUGGCUGUCUUUCUGGCCGUCAUUUUCCUUGUGAGACGUGUGUUCAUCGCGCGAGUUAAAUAACCGAUGAUGCAAGAGUAAGAAAUCGCAUUAAAAUAGCCAGGGUCUUCCAAAGGUAAACAACGAGAAGGUCGAAGACUUAGGCAAGAUUUUCCUUGGGUGAGUAUGUGGGCGGCGGGAGAAGUGUGGGCAGCAUGAGUGAGGUGGCCAUCCCGCCCACUGGUCGCGGCGGCUGUCACCAGUACGGACCAUGACCACGACGCUGACCCGUCCCUCAGUGUGUCAGCCCAGGAGGCGCGCUGCCUUUCUGUGGGCGUGGCUGUGGGCGUUAGCUAUCACCGAGUUUGGGGCGCUGGCCGACUGCCCUAAAGUGUGUGAGUGCAAGUGGCGUGACGGGAAGGAAGUGGUGGCCUGCCGGGACGCUCAUUUUAUUGAUAUUCCUCGAGGACUUGACCCCUCCACACAAGUGCUUGAUCUCCGCCACAACAACCUGAGGAUCCUUCCCCGGGAUUCCUUUGUGUACACAGGCCUUGUUAACCUGCAGAAAGUUUGGCUCAAUUUUUGCAACCUCAUGCGACUCGAAAAAGGCGCUUUCAGGAUGUUGAAUAACGUUGUGGAACUUGAUCUGAGCAAUAAUCUCUUGAGAACAGUGCCAUCGGAAGCACUUAUGGACAUGGGCGGCCUGCGGGAACUGCGCCUCGCUCACAACAGCCUCACAACCAUCCCCCCACUGGCCUUUGUGCCCACACCUGAGUUGGUGCACCUCGACCUUAGCCACAACAGCAUUGCUGUGAUCGAAGAAGGAGCUUUACGAGCUCUGUCGAGACUUGAAGUCCUGAACUUAUCUGAUAACAAACUUAUGACCAUGGAUGCCAGCGACCUUAUGUUGAUAGCAGUGCUACGGGUGAUACACCUCGAGGGUAACCCUUGGCACUGUGAUUGCCGUCUACGGCCACUACGAAAAUGGAUGCAGGAGCACAACUUAGCGGCGUCGGUGCCCGCCGUGUGCACUCAUCCUAGAUGGCUGACUGGUCGUGACUGGCAGCUCUUGAGUGAAGAGGAGUUUGUGUGUGCGCCGUUGGUGACGGCGGAGGCUCCCAGAGUGUUGGCUGCUGAAGGAGAAAAUGUGUCGUUGACUUGUCGUGUGGAGUCCGAGGUGGAGGCGAUCGUCACGUGGCUGGUGGGUGACAGUCCCCUGCAGAACACUAGCGAGGCGCAGCGCUACACCGUAGUGGAGCAGAUGGGACCCUACUAUUCUUCGUUUAUUUCCAACUUGACCAUUAUAGACGUAAUUCCAACGGAUCAAGGAACAUAUCGUUGCAUUGCAGAGAAUAGGGCGGGGCGCAGGGAGGUUAAUUUAACCCUCCAGGUGUCGCACGAGGUGGCGGAGGUGCGCAUCGCUAAUGUCGACGAUUCUUACAUGAAAGGUGGCGUCUUCGGUGGGGUUUCAAUUCUAGUAUGCAUUCUGAUUAUCGUGUGUCUUCUCAUAUAUUGUAAAGUUCGCACCACUCGUCCAACACAACAAGAAGAUGAUAAGCUCGUAACACCUCAGACGUCUAGAGAGUCAGAGGGCACAGAUGCCCACAAGAUGGCCGGUUAUCAUAUAGUCCCCACCAACGAUUUGGAGGAUCCCCAGCCAUCGAUGCGAAGAUCCCAGCAGACACAGUCUUCCUGGAUGCUCCGAGAAGCUUCCAUAGAUGAAUUCUCUUCCGGAAAAAGUUUGGAGGCCAGCACCGAAGGGCGAAGGCAAGAGACCUUAGAGGUGCCGGUGCCCCUGCCUACCACCACACCCAGCAGCGUCUCCUACGUGGAAAUCCCUAAAUCCGGGAUCGGGACGGUGAGAACGACGCUGGAAGAUCCUUCACGAUGGAAGGAUCAUCUCUUCUACAACGGAAGAGAUGCGCUCUUCUACAGAAUGUGUGGCCGUUCAGCAUCUCAGACAUCUGUAGGUGCCAGCAGCAAUGGCGGCCAAUAUCCAGACUUGCUGGAUCUGCCACGCUCUCAAUAUCAGCAGCAGCAGGAGAUGCAGCAGUACCAGGCCGCUAGUCUGCCGCUGCACACACUCAACCCGUCCUACUGCACCUUGCCCAGAACGAGGGCGAGGGUGAAUAGUGAUGCGUCAGGUAGGCCGGAGCGGGAGGCAGGGAAGGCUGGCCUGCACUUGAACACACAGCCUGCACCCACAUACCCAGAGGAUGCGGCCUACAGAUCAUCAAGUGCCCUCAAUCUGGCGCUGAGCGAGGCGGCCUCCCUCGCCUACGCCCAUCUUCCGUCGCGUGGGCGGCAACCCUUCCCGCCCACCACCGCCCUCACGGCGGCCCACCACCCCCAGGACCUUCACGACCUCAUAGUCGCCCACAGGAGCCAGUGCACGAGCGGAGAGGGUGGUGCAGGGAGCGGACAGGUACCAUCGGAUCCGUACCGCUUCGAGUACCACGCGGCGCAGCUGGAGAAGUUCCUUCAGGAGUACCGCUGCCUUCAGGAGCAGCUCAUCCAUAUGAAGCAGUCGUAUGAGGCCCAGCACCACCGGGGAUCGACGCCCAGAUUGGACCGUUGCACCGACGCCCUUGGGGCGGUGGGCGGCCCUCCUCCACCUCCAUCUCACGUUGGGCCACUACCCCACCCCAUCGUGGCUCCUCCACCCCCCGUGGAACUCAUCCCCCCACCCAUGGAAGUCAUUCCACCUCCACCAGUAGGAACUACGACGCUGCCUCCUCCAGCAGCGCGUCCAACCACGUCGUCCGCGAAGUCUUCUGCUGCUAAGGUGUCCAAGUCUUACGGCGUGGGUCACCAGUCCUACAGUGAUCAACCUGCGAAACAGCCACCGGCUGGUGCUUCUGCAGAACCUUUAAAAUCCAUCCUGAAGAAGGCCCCUGAGGCCGGCAAGCAACACCAGCUGCGGCCGCAGAAGCAGCGGACCACAAGUGCCUCGCAUGGAGAGUCCUCGAGCGGUAGUCGAGCCACGGGUGAUCCUCUCUAGUAGUACUUCCACUACCGCCCUUCCCUGCCAGUUCAUGAGACACCAGAACGGACUCCAGAACUGGGCCGCACGAUGCUCCUGGCCGCUGGUCCAGUGACCCCGUCAGCUAACCGGACCAGACGAGGCCGGGAGAGAUGGUCAGUACACCAAUACACCAUGAGGCAAAGGGACCAAUGAACCAUGGUCAAGAAGGCGAAGGCUAUAGUGGGAAAACUCUGUAAUAACGGUCUUAUGCUUUGAGGAACACAUGUUUAGUUGUGAUACAAUUUUUUUUUUUUUCUCUCUCUCUCUCUCUCUCUCUCUCUCUCUCUCUCUCUCUCUCUCUCUCUCUCUCUCUCUCUCUCUCUCUCUCUCUCUCUCUCUCUCUCUCUCUCUCUCUCUCUCUUUCUCUCCCUCCCUCUCCGCUAGGAACUAAAAACUGAGUAAUCUCUUAAGAGAAUCUGCUACCACCGUUGGCACUGGCACUCUACGAGCUGGUCCAUGGCACAGUACUGGUGUGGUGUCACGUUUGGUCCACUCACGAGACCUGGCACUGUUGAUUCACCUGUUGCUACUGUCACAUACAGUGUCCACAUGUAAGACGUCAAUAAAUAGUAUGACCCAUGAUGUGACAACGCUCAGUUCCCUUCCACACCUCCCUUCUCUUCCCAUCCCUCUCUCCCUCUCACUCCCCUCACCCCUUCCCCCAACCACCAUUUCCCAUCGACCUCCACUAUCUUGGAACGUGAAAAUCUUUCUGGGUCCCGAAACUCUCCUAUUUCUCGAGCAUCUGCUUCGCCUGUGUGCUGCCUGCUUCGUUAUACCACGAGAACACGUACGCGGAGGACCCGUCUUCUCCUCGCCUGGCCACAACUUCUAUCUCUAAGACUAUGAUAUAAAUAAGAAAUGUAAAGAAAUUAUAGCUUUUUUAAGAACGCAUUACACUAAGACCUAGGCGUGACGUGUGUGUGUGUGUGUGUGUGUGUGGAUGUUAUUGUCAGUCGAUUAAUGUUGGCAGGGACGAUGGGAUCCAUACAAAGUUCCCAGUACGUGAACUUGGGCAUUAUAUGGUGGUGUAUCGUAGACUGUAUAUAUAUUUUUGUCUAGUGAUGACUGUUUGACGUGCCAGAAGAUUCAUGGAUAAUGUCAUGUGUGUGUGUAGUAGUGGCGACGAGAUGUUUGUGUGGCUUAGAAACUGUCUCCCUGACUCUUUUCUAGUCUAUUUUGUAAUAAAACUUAAUUAAAUCUCUCUCUCUCUCUCGAUGAAGUGAAAACGCAACUCGAGAGAUGGUGAAGCUAAACUAAACAUGUUAUAGAUUAAAGUUAACUAUAUCUAAAAGACUCUAAAAAAAAGUUAUGACUAUUAUCAAUACACUUCAGUGAUAGCAUUGUUGUUGUUGUUGUUGUUAUUGUUUGUAGAAGUCUUAUGAACUGGUGCUAAGAAUAGCUUACGUUAGGCCUGAAGAUCUCGAAGCGCAACUCAACUGUUGAGUGAACAAAUCCUCAAGGGCCGUGACGAGGAUUCGAACCUACGUCCGAGAGUGAGUGAAGAUAAGGUGGUGAACAUAUCUGGGGAUUUAUUACACUCGUGUGGCCAAACAUGUUACUCACGUCUUGAGAGUGACGGUCAUUGCCAUUCUUCUAUUACUGCCGAUUACAUAGAACAUUCUAUUAGUGUAUAAAGGAAUAAGUGAUGAAAUUUAGUCUUCAGUGACUUGUAUAGUGGAUUCUAUACUUCUGAUAUGUGUGUGUGUGCACUCUUACUGAACGAACCCCUCUGAUAUUAUAAUUUACAAAGCCUUUUAAAUUUCUAUGUUGAAUAGAUUUUUGACAGCCAACUAACCUUGGACUGCGUCAAAAGGCAACAAGGUUAAACCUCGACUUGAAAGCAAAACAAAAUUAUACAAUUGACCAACGUAUUAUACCGAAUUCAGAAAUGAAGUCGAACGCGUUCUUCAGUCAACACCUACGAAGUCGAGCGACAUGUCUAACUGCCUGAUUGACAUCCUGUAACCUGGAGGAAGCUUAAACAGUAGCCCUAACAACGGAAUGAAAGUAGCCCUGGAAGGAAAGCCCUAAUAACGUGUUGCACGAUCGUUCAGUUUCUGACUCUAAACUACAACAGAACGAGAAAAGACAUUCAUGCCAUUCCACACUAAAUAUUUUAAUGGGUGAGAAACUCUUUGGGGCAAUCCCAUGACCUCGAACUCACGUCGUGGGUCACCCUGGACGGGGUAAUUAUAUAACCUUGGGGUUAUAUAAUCUAUAUAUUAUAUAGAUUAUAUAACCUUGGGGUUAUAUAAUCUAUAUAUUAUAUAGAUUAGUUAUAUAAUAAUCUAAGUUAUAUAAUAUAAUGAUGCUUUAUAACCUUGGGGUUAUAAAGCAUGUUUUUUAUGGGUCCUCCGCUGAGUUAAGCAUUACAUCAAAUGGGUGGUACAUUAUUUUGUACAUUGUAAUCUACACUUCGCCAAUGUGCUUAUUAUAAUUUUGUACAUUAUAGCACAGUGUACAAUGAAAUAUUAUUUUUUGUAAUAGGUUUGUGUACUAUUUUAUCACGAGCAUUACAAUUUAAUGUUGAAACGCUCUGUACUUAAUUUUGUUGUCUACAUGCAUUCUAAUGUACUGUAAUUUUAAUUAAAUGUACAGCUGAACACCGUGCAAAGGUAAUAGUUACACUGAUUAUGUAAAUACAAGUAAAGUGUACAUUAUAUUAUGAAUAUUGUGAUACGUCGCAUAGGUGAAGGCAGUGUACACCUGACUACACUGUACAGCAUGCUAUUUAAUCAAAGUUAUGUACAUUGAAUGUACAUGUUAUGUACAUUCUCCACGACCAAAGAUCACAAUUACUCCCCAAAAAAAUCUACCACUUACGGGCUAUUCAUGCCCGUGCCACCUCUUGGGUGGCUUAAUCUUCAUCAAUUAAUCAUUGCAGUGUAUUGCAAACUUUAGACUUUGAUACCGUGCAUAAUGUAAUAAUUUAUCAUCUUUAAAACAACAUAACAUACGAUAUUACAUGUAAUCAUGCUGUGCUCUCCGUAAUCUAAUGUAUUGUACACUUUAAGAUCAUGGACACACACAUAUAAUGUACAUUUAGUUCCUGUCUACACUGUAAUACCCAGUAUCCUGAAUACUGCGCAUAUUGUAGUAUGUACAGGGUUAUAUCAUGUACGUUUUAAAUAUAACGCAGAAUAUACUGUAUGUGUAUGCUGUGUUAUAGCGCAUUGUAAUUUCUCCUCCUUGGUAAACAUGUACAGUGUAAUCCCGCACAGAACACUCCAUGGUUAACCUGUACGGUGUAAUAUUAUUUAAACAUUACACCAGCACUGUAAAACAUCUUACAUGGUGCAGUGUAAUGUUGUGUCCUCGUAAUGUACACUGAUUGGUAUGCGCGAUUUAAGGAUUUACACUGCAGUGUACUGUGCAGUGCAGUAUUUGAUGCAUCAUAAUAUGGUAUACAUUACAUUACUGUGCGGAGAAUAAAACAAAAAUACAUUUUUAAAGUGAACACAUUUUGAGUGUAAUAGUUUACAGCAUAUUUUGGUAUAUAUACACUUGUGUUAUUUAUUUUAUAUUCUCCAAAAGUGUUCAUAAUAAAUUGUACAUUAGAUUAUUUUGUUAUA
This is a messenger RNA of Procambarus clarkii (red swamp crayfish), 8369 nucleotides long. The record is from RefSeq and is a predicted model, not a curated record. Lineage: Eukaryota; Metazoa; Arthropoda; Malacostraca; Decapoda; Cambaridae.